Molecule: messenger RNA, 1943 nt
Organism: Hemicordylus capensis (graceful crag lizard)
Lineage: Eukaryota; Metazoa; Chordata; Lepidosauria; Squamata; Cordylidae
Gene: CRABP2
Product: cellular retinoic acid binding protein 2
Exons: 5
Coding region: 467-883 (138 amino acids)
Biological process (GO): fatty acid transport
Cellular component (GO): nucleus; cytosol
Molecular function (GO): fatty acid binding
Source: RefSeq, a predicted model, not a curated record
ACGUGGAGUGCCAGAGCGGAGUUUAGGAGCGGACGAUUGUUAAAGUUCACGAGGGAGGGAGGUAGAGCCAGACAGAGCAGGACCACGCUGAAUCCAGGGAUCUCAGCCCGCCAGGCAGAACCUCGCAGCAGCCCCAGCAAGGUGGAGUGGAGGAGGAGGGCGGCGACAUCCUUCCUUGGCGAAAGGGUCAGACAGCGGGAGUCGACCAGGGUUGCGCCGGAGCAGCAGGAGCGCUCCAGCCGGCCAGAGGGACCCAGCAGUCUGGCGGAGGCGAGGCAGAGGGCAGCUGCAGCAGGCGCCUGCCUUUCUCUUCCCUGGAGGGGCUGAGCGCGCUUACCUGCUGCCGGCCGGAUCCUGCUCGCCGCCGCCGCCGCCUUCCUCCUCUUGCCCCAGGACUGGAGGCAGCAGAAGCGCCACCUGCGCGCCCUGAAGCCCAGCCGCCCUGCCCGCCUCCCUCCCCGCCAAGAUGCCCAAUUUCUCCGGCAACUGGAAGAUGAAGAGUUCGGAGAACUUCGAGGAGCUGCUGAAGGCGCUGGGCGUCAACGUGAUGCUCCGGAAGAUUGCGGUGGCUGCUGCUUCCAAGCCCGCCGUCGAGAUCAAGCAGGACGGGGAGUCUUUCUACAUCAAGACCUCGACGACCGUGCGCACCACGGAGAUCAACUUCAAGGUUGGGGAGGAGUUUGAGGAGCAGACGGUGGACGGGAGACCCUGCAAGAGCUUGGCCAAAUGGGAGAGUGACAACAAAAUGGUCUGUGAGCAGCGGUUGCUAAAAGGUGAAGGGCCCAAGACCGGCUGGUCCAGAGAAAUGACCAAUGAUGGAGAGUUGAUUCUGACCAUGACGGCUGAUGAUGUUGUCUGCACGAGGAUUUACAUCCGGGAGUGAGAGGCCUGCUGGGGGGUGGGGGGUGGUGUAUGGGGCGGGGGAGGGCACUCGGGAGCACCAGACCCCCACAUAGGGAGGUCACCACGGAUUCCACUUGGGCUGAUCCCAGCCUGCCCACCUUGACUCCUCGGCCAUAAAGCACACCCUCCAAAAGCAACCCAGGGUCUCUAUGGCAGGCAGGAGAGCAUUUCUCCACUCCAGAAAACCACCUGACCCAUCUCUCUCUCUCUCUCAAUCUCCACGUUCAGAGGCUCUACAAGCAGCAAAACCCAACUAAGAGAACAAGCUGGAGGUCUCUCAUGACAUUCCCCCAGCCCCAACCGGGUAGCUGUUGGGAUGGAUAAAGCCAGCUCUGUCCUAGUGACAUUAAACUCGCGAUGACCCACAGCUCCUGGGGGAAUGUCCCCAAGCAGCCCUCUGGGGAACAGACACAGGCUUCCCUUGUUUAGAAAGCUCUCGGUGGAAUUUAGGGUCAGACCCUCAAGGGCAGGGGUCCAAGAAGCGCACCCCAUGGUGGUGUUUCUUCUCCUCAAUUUCCCUCGGGCAAUGAUGGGGUGGGGGAGAAGGGGCCAGCAGCUGGUUUCCUAAUCCCUCCAACCCCCAAACGAGCAACUGGGUUGGGGGGCAAGUUGCCCUCUUCUCAUCCCUUUGUGCCCUGCCUGUUGAACCCCAGAAGUGGAAAGGGUUGUGCUCUGGUCAGGGAGUUGAUGUGCUUUCCCCGCAAACUGACUUGAAGGCUAUUAUUUUAUACAGAAGGUUUUGGGGUGCCCCUGCCCCUCAGUUGCCAAAAAAGUAAGAGCUGUAAUUUAGCUGAGAUACAUUCUGCUCUCCCCCCCCGCACUUCACAAAUUAAAAAAAACCCUGCUCUUCUUUCUCUAGAUCUGUUGUCUUAAUCAUUUCUGUGAUUUUAGAGGUAUUUAUUUGUGACUGUUGCAUGGGAAAAGAAAGACGCGAAAACCACCUCCCCCGUGACAAACCAGCACUGUGUCUAUUUGUGCAGAAUCCGCCCACCUCUUUGAUCUUCAGCUUUCUUGCUAAUAAAUGUCUCCUAAAAACAAAA